Messenger RNA from Blastomyces dermatitidis ER-3, 669 nucleotides. RefSeq lists its product as uncharacterized. The transcript has a single exon. The record is from RefSeq and is a predicted model, not a curated record. Bases 1 to 669 code for a protein of 222 amino acids. NCBI's taxonomy places the organism in Eukaryota, Fungi, Ascomycota, Eurotiomycetes, Onygenales, Ajellomycetaceae.
AUGCCGAAUCAACAAAGCUCUGCCGAAACAACCUUCAACAUCCCAGAACUGCUGAUGAGCAUUUGUGAAUUGGUGGAUGACCGUACACUUUUGAGCUUGCCACGUGUAAAUCGGUCAUUCAAAGCUGCCUGCGGACAAGGCAGGCUUCUUCGACGCUUGAAUGCACACAGGAGGAUACUAAGGGGAGACAUUGGGACGCCAUCCAGAUUCAAUCCUCCAGAUAAUUGCACAUUCUGCGAGGGUCCAUAUGGGAAACAUGUCGUCUUCCAGUAUGAUGAAAAUUUCAUGUCAGUCUGUGGCCCUGUUACAGGCCACGACAGAGUGCCGCGUCUUAUGUAUCCGGUCCUCUUUGGUGGCGGAGAGCUAUGUUUUGGGUACGAACUUACUGGGGUGUCAGGUCCGAAACUUGUCGUUCGGUGUGUUUCGCACUGGCGGUUGGUCGCGGAAAGAUCGUUUAAUGGGGAAGUUUUUGCUAUGAAUAGCGCAGAGGAGUGGUGCAUCUUUCACAGAGACAGUGAUUUGCUUAUUCAGUUCACUCGUCAGCAUGGAGAGAUAUCCCAUAUGGAACAGUUCCCUCAGGCGCCCUCUUCACAAGCUAUUGCAUCCAACAGCAAACCAAAUAUCAGCGCUUCCCAAGCGUGGCGGCGUUGCCGCACUAAGUGCGACUGA